Molecule: messenger RNA, 1285 nt
Organism: Anopheles moucheti
Lineage: Eukaryota; Metazoa; Arthropoda; Insecta; Diptera; Culicidae
Exons: 3
Coding region: 36-488 (150 amino acids)
Source: RefSeq, a predicted model, not a curated record
ACUAUAGCGAAACAAGUCGCACGGAGGUGAUCGAAAUGUACCGUGCAUUGGCAUUUAUUUGUGCACUGGGCGUCUGCGUGAGCUACGUGCUUGCCACACAGUGUCCUACAUGCGUUGGCGUGCAGGCAUGCCACAGCAAUCAAACCGUCCCCAAAGUUACUUGCACAGCUGCUGUUGUGAAUCAAACCGUGAUCCAGUUGUCGGCGUACUUCAAAAAUGUUAGCGAAUUUGCGGCCACCGCCUCGAAGUACAGUUGCGUUAAGGCGAACUUUAAGCCGUCAGGCGCCGUGAAUUACACCUUUGCCGUACAGGGAUGCACGACGGGCAAUAAAAACGUCUGCCUACAGCCGACAUACGAAUUCAAUGGGAACCUUAGCUGUUCCUACAAAAACGGUGGCCAUAAGUUGCAUAACCUCGCCCAAAGUCCUUUCACCGGUGCGCUGCUGAGUGUAGUCAUCCUAAUUGGCACGCUGAUGAUGUCUAGCUAAAACGGUGCGAUGAUUUCAUUCAAUACCGCCGGUUGGCUUAAUUAACGCGCUAGGGUGAAGCGAAAUAAACCGAUAAUCAACACACAAGUGGCCAUUAAUCCGAUCGAUGACACAUGCGUGCCCGCCCGGUCAUCUUCGUCGUCGUAGCUGGUGACGAACAGGCUGUUGCAAUCUUUGCCUUUGCACGACUCGCAAUGCAUGUUGUCAUGCAGGUUGUCACAGAUCGGAAGGUCCUCGUACGUGCAGCCCUUCAGAUGGAACAGCUCUUCGCCCAGAACCAUAAACUUGAAACACUUGAAGCGUGUUUUAUCCGCUUUCUUCACGUCCAAGUCUUCAUUCACACGCAUGAACAGGGAAAGAUACUUCUCCGCCAACUCCUCGGUGCACUCCAGGAACUCCGCCCCAUCGUCGCAGGUGCGUUCUUCGCCCUGGGCAAUGCAGUGCAUACACUGGUCGGCAUAACCUAGGGCGAAACCAAAUCCAUGCAGAAACCGCAACUAUGAAGCGUUUUCACGUAAAAAUGCAUACCACUGUAAACCGCAUUCAGUAACAACAGCAAACAGAGGAUUAAAGCCAAAGAACUCAUCCUGAGCGAUGCUUUGCAGUGCUGACUGUUUCAAACACUUGCCGUUAUUGACUUUCACGCCUGCACUGGCCGGGUCAUGUAGGUAGCUGCUGGAAAUAAAAUAUUCACACACCAAUCAAUGUGAGUCUCAGCUAACCUUCAAAAGCUUUUUUUGGAAUUAAUCCAAUGCAUCCUUCCUGAUGGUGAUGGUUUUCAGGCAUUCCCAUCCAAA